This is a messenger RNA of Dermacentor andersoni, 506 nucleotides long. Lineage: Eukaryota; Metazoa; Arthropoda; Arachnida; Ixodida; Ixodidae. The record is from RefSeq and is a predicted model, not a curated record.
AACAACGAAUCAUGAAGGCACUGCUGACUAUCUGCGUGAUUGGCUUGGUCCUAUCGGUGGCCAAUGCCAUCCUGCUGAAAGGCCUCGCACUGGGGGCCCUCGGGCUUGGUGCUGGAGCCCUACUUGGUGCCACUCUGGCCCGAGGUGGUGGAGGUGGAGGGUACGGCUACUACGGUGCGCCCUAUCCAGUGGCAUUUCACGGCGGAUAUGGACGCGGAUAUGGAGGUGGAUAUGGAGGACACUACAGCGGAUCCUACCACGGCACAUACCACGGAAGCUACGGUGGCUACGGUGCUGGCUUUGGUCCUGGCUUUGGGCCCGGCUUCUAGUUGUCCUAAAGAACUUCGUAGUCCCAGGCGAAAUGUCACACAUUUGGACUGCCCUCACCUACGGAAAGUUCACACCUCAGCAACGAAAUUGCGCAGCGGAAUCGGUUCAACGAACAAAACAUUGUACAUAGUGUUCUCCUAUCUUGAACAAAUUAACUAAAUAAAAUGUUUAUUAUG